AAAACCAUUAAAUGGAGGUUACUCUCUCGUUUUCAUUUAUCCCGUAUAAAUGCAAUUAAUUAAAUAAUCUAAAUAACAAACAGCCGAGAUGUGCAACAAAUUCUUUAUCGUGGAAAUAACAUCAUUAACUUUACGCUGAUAAGACUAAUAUGUUAAACGCACUAGCAACCCAACACAAAGUCAGUUCGAAAUGUUCCACUCAUAGUGUUAUCACCUUUAACAAAAAAGUGUCUUCCUGAAAGAUUUAUCUACACAUAAAUAUAUAAAUAGUGCUCAGUUUGUUGUGGAUGAUAGAAGUAUGAUGGGAAAUCCUAAAGUUCCAGUUCUAUGCAUUUAUGCAUUAACAACUUUAGCGAUAUUAGAUGGGGCAAAUUCCCAGAUGUCGUGUUCUUAUGGAGAAAGAGGAUCUUUGACAGUGUACUGCACCAAUGCUACUUCGAUAUUUUUCAAACUAGUUUCAUACAGAUUCGAUCACCUUGAUGAAACUUUAAAAUGUGUGAAUUGCUCCUUGACCACAUUGGACCCAGGCACCUUCGAUAUAAGUGGAAACCAAAUCAAAACUUUGGAUAUUCGAAAUAGUUCUAUAAAAACUAUUUGGCCCAAAGCUUUCAUCGGUUUAAUAUUUAUGGAAAAAUUGCUACUAUCGGACAAUCCCAUUAUAAACAUAUUCGCAGGAGCUUUUGUCGGCAUAAGGAAAGUUAAAUACAUAGAAAUCGAAAAUUCUAUAUCGUCACUGGAUCCGUAUGUUUUCCAAGAACUUCGACUGUUAGAAGUCUUAAAUUUAAGAAGAAACAAACUGUCGGUAUUGUUAGAAAACACUUUUCAAGGAUUAGAAAACCUUAAAAUACUAGACCUGAGCUUUAACCAACUUAGAACUUUUAGCAGUUGCUUUGCACCACUAUUAUCAUUAAGAGUUUUAAUACUGCAAGAUAAUAAAAUAACUAAAAUUAAUGGCAAUGAAUUUAGUAACCUGUUAACGCUGAUUCAGCUAAAUUUAGAAAGCAAUGAUAUAACAAACUUCACUAUUAACAUAGAUCCCAAUAACAACCUUAGAGUGCUGAAUCUCGCGAGGAAUCGACUAACAAGCGAUGGAGUGGGAACUUUCAAAAAUUUGAAUAAUUUGGAAGAUCUCGACUUGAGCAAAAAUUUAUUCACCAGAAUACCUUCUAAAUUUUUCCUAGGAUUAUUCCGACUAAGAAACUUAAAUCUCUACGCUAAUCAAAUUAAAGAAUUUUCUACUGGGACAUUUUCGGGAUUGCCUCACUUAAUAUACCUAAAUCUUUCCAGCAAUAAUUUGGAGACUGCUAAAAUUAGCGGUCGACUGUUACUACACAGUUUGCAUACUUUGGAUUUGUCAAACAACCACAUAAAAGAAUUUGAUUAUAUAUCGUUCAUAGCGAGUAUGCCUAGAAUAACGCACAUAAAUCUGUUAAAUAAUUACUUACCUUGUCACAUCGCAGCUGAAAUAGAAACUCUGUUUAAUGAAGACAACAUAAGAUUUUAUAUGAGCAAUAAUAAAACUGUUGAGAGUUGCGAUACUGCGCCUAGAUCCCCGCAAGAAAUUAUUCAGGAACUCAUUGAUGAAAAGUAUAAGGAUUCAUCAAAUGCUCAAACAUCGGAAGUUGUAUUUAUUCUUUUAAUUUGUAUCAUUAUAGUUUUAGUAGCUAUUUUGUUUUAUGUACAAUUUUUUAUUCUUUAUAGAAUACCAGGAGAAACACUUAAUAUUCGCAUAAUGAACAGUCCUGGCAGCAGUAGUUAAAUCAUUAAGGACUUUUGUAAAUAAAAUAAUUCCUGAUAUUACCAAAAAUGUACCUACUUUACCGGUUGCUUAAUCCUGAUAAGGAUUAUACUAAUUAACAACAUUUUUGUUUAGUUUACUAAAAUUUACUGACUUUAAUUCCGUAAGUGAACUAUUUUAAAAUUACUAUUUCCAAAUUUAACUUUUAAAAACUUGUAAUGUAUAAAUCAUUGUCACUGUAUAUAUUAAUUUAAAGUUAGAUUAGAUCAUUUAAAUAUACCUAUUUUUACAAUGUAAAAACGCAUCUUUUAUAACAAUUACAAGUAAAUUAAA
This is a messenger RNA of Anoplophora glabripennis (Asian longhorned beetle), 2071 nucleotides long. RefSeq names its product leucine-rich repeat-containing protein let-4. Lineage: Eukaryota; Metazoa; Arthropoda; Insecta; Coleoptera; Cerambycidae. Gene Ontology annotation, molecular function: protein binding. The record is from RefSeq and is a predicted model, not a curated record. The transcript has 2 exons. Gene Ontology annotation, cellular component: extracellular matrix. The coding region runs from base 299 to 1759 and encodes 486 amino acids.